Molecule: messenger RNA, 3426 nt
Organism: Prorocentrum cordatum
Lineage: Eukaryota; Dinophyceae; Prorocentrales; Prorocentraceae
Source: the annotation of a GenBank genome assembly
AUGCGCGAGGGGGCAGGGAUCGAGGCGAACCUCGGGAAGUGCCGCAUGUGGAACCGGGGCGGCUUCGAACCAGCAGGGCAUUUGUCGUUGGGCACAGACGUGUGGGUUGGCGGCGCCGGCACGCCUGAGGAGCACCGCGGCCUCAAGGUACUUGGCACGCCCCUGGGCGCCGCGGCGUUCGCGGCCCGGCUGACGCAGCAGAGGACGGACGAGGAGCGCAGCUUCCUACAAGAACUCCCAAACCUGCCAGACCUUCAGUGCGCUUGUGCGCUCCUGCUGUACUGCGCGGUGCCAAGGUGCAACCACGUCCUGCGCACGCUGCCUCCGACGCUGUCGUGGUCCUACGCCGAGGCCCACGACCGCGGGCUGCAGGAGGCGCCGCGCGACCUCCUCGACCUCGACCCCGCGCCAGCUGAAGCAGAGAGGCUCUCCCGAGUGAGCUCGCUGCCGCUCGGCCUCGGAGGCCUUGGACUCAGGUCAGCCGCGCGCGCGGCCGAGUGCGCGUACUGGGCGUCUUGGGCGGACGCGCUCCCCAUGUUGCGACAAAGAAACCCUACAGCAGCAACGGAGCUCACCGCCACCCUCGUCGCCGGAACAGGCGCCGCAGCCUCGUGCCUCCAGGAAGCUGAGCGCGCGAGGGCUGCCGCCGCCCGCGACGGCUUUGCGACGUGCCCAACUUGGCAGGAGGUCUGGGACGGCGCGCGCCCUGAACAGACAGAGCCAGAGCCGGGCGAGUGGAAGCACGGAUGGCAGUGCCACGUCGUUCUCCCGAGCCUCACAGACGACCAGCAGUGGAUGCUCGACUCGCAGGGGGGCCGAUGCGGCGGACGGCACCUGGCCCUGAUCCCCUCGACGCCAGAAAGCACGUUCACGCCAGAGCCCUUCCGGGCACUGCUGCAGAGACGGCUCCGCUUGCCGCUGGACGCCACGGCAAGCAGGUGCAGCGGGCGCUCCUGCCAGGCCCACUUGGACGAGAGAGGUCUCGCCGUGGACGCCAAAGCCAUGGAGACCCCGCAGCUAGGCGGGGCCAACUACGCCAGUUGGUUCGCGCAGCAGAAGAUGGAGGCCAUGCUGCAGAAACUCAGCGAAGGCACGAGAGCGGGCUACGAGGGGGGAUGGCGGCUCUGGGUAGCUGUGCGCCAGGCGCAGGGGCUCAGCCCUUGGCUCCCAGGACGCGACCGCGAGGAGCGCCUGGCCGACGAGGAGGCGCUCAUCGACUUCGCCGUCCUCCUCGCGCGGGUCGUUGGGAGGACUGAGGGGACCAUCAAGCAGAAGCUCUUCGCAGUGCGCUACGCCCACCUGGUGGCCGGCUACUCGGGCCCCUUGCUCCACAGAGGUCGCCUUUGGAGCACCCUGGCGGGGCUGAAACGCUGGCAGGGACCCGAGACCAAUCGGAAGAAGCCCGUCACGCCAGCCAUGCUCGAGUGGCUCCGCGGCUUUCUCCAGCAAGAAGCUAAUCUCCCCGAGGAGGAUGCGGUGGUCAUCUGGGCGGCCAUUGUGACAGCGCUCUUCUUCCUCCUGAGGGCCUCAGAGUACCUCCUCCAGGACGGGCGCUCAUGGUCAUUCGAGCGCGUGCUGCACGGGGAGGACGUAGAGCCCAGGAAGGCCGGGAAGCGCGUGCCCAGCUUCCAGGACGCCGACGAGAUGGUGAUCUACAUCAAGGGCAGCAAGACGGACCAGCUCAACGUCGGGACGGUGAGGAACCACUACCGCGCCGGCACGACGCUCUGCCCGAUCACGGCGAUGGAGCGGCUCCAGGUUCACCAUCCCCAGCGGAUAAAGGGCACCGAAGAACGGCUGCCCCUUUUCCGCUGGGCGUCAGGUACACCGAUUCGCAGGGCCGAGGUGCAGCACUUCCUGACGGUCGCGGGGCUGGCCGCCGGCCUCUCUAGGGGGGAGAUCGGCAGCCAUUCCCUGAGGAUCGGCGGGGCGACCGCGAUGUACCACGUAACCGAGGACCUCUCCCGGGUGCGCCGGUUCGGGCGCUGGCAGUCGGACGCGUUCCGCGGCUACCUGUGGGAGUCGCACGAGCCGAUGAAGGGCAUCUCCGGCAAGAUGGCCAGGGGCACCUCCUCGCUGACCAACCCGGCGAAGGACAGCGCCCCCAGCAGGGCUGCCGCCGGCGCCGAGGGCGCCAGAUCAGCCGCGCGCCCGGAGGGCGCACCCACCCGUGCCUUCGGCACUGGUCAAUACUUCAGCGCGAGCAUACGCCGCGGCGCGGACGGGGGUGCCAAGCACCGGCCUGUGCCGAGCGCCAGCGAUGGCAUCUUCGGGCCUUGGCCCGAGGUCAGGCUCCACCGGCAAUCAGUGCGCCGGCGCGAGCCCAAGGCAGGAGGCCGUGUCCGCGCCGACGUGUUCCUGCGCGACAUGAACCUCCCGGGCAUUGCCGCCAACGACGGGCGCCGCAUCGAGGUGGUGGCCAACGGCCUCCCUGCCUACCACGGCAGGCAGCUCGCCAUCGACGCCUGCAUCGUAUCCCCGCUGAGGGCCACCGGCAGGCCGAUUGCGCGGAGGCUCCGCCCAGGACUCGCGCUGAAACGGGCGAGGCGCCGCAAGCAAACGACUUGCCCUGAGCUGGUGGGCUCGCGGCGGGGCUACCUGCUCGUAGCCGGAGCAGAGACGGGCGGCCGCUGGGACGAGGAGGCGUACAAGCUCCUCGUUACCCUGGCCCGCGCCCGGGCGAGGAGCGCGCCGGCGGCGCUGCGAGGGUCGCUUGCGACCGCGCUGCUGCGCAGGUGGAGCGGCAUGGUGGCGUGCGCCAUCCACGGCGCCCUGGCCGCGAGCCUGCUCGAGGACGUGCCCUCUGAAACGCUAGCGACAGACGGGGGGAAUCCCUGGUCCUGGGUGGCUGGCCUCGCCCACUCGAACGCCUCGGUAACCCCGUCGCGCGUCGCGGCGGCUUUUGGAGGGGUUGCGCUGGUGCUGCUGCUCGUGGUGGUGCAGGUCGUGGUGGUCUUGGUCGCUGCGUUGUGCUGUGCGCUGGUGUUCUUGCGCGUGGUGCUGGUCGCGGUCGUGGGCGUUGUUGCCGCUGCGGUGUUCCUCGUCGCGCUGGUGUUGCUGCGCGUGGUGUUGGUGGUCGCGGUGGUCGCUCUGCUGGUGCAAGGAGUCAUUUCCCAUCGCCGCAACCUCACGGAGCAGGGGAAGACAGGUAAGAUCCCCGUUGACCAGCGCGGCCUAAGCCACGUGCUUCUGGCGGCCGGCUCCACAGCGUCCGCUGGCGCGCCCGGCAAAUCCGAAAUACUCUCGAGCGCAGACGUCCACUCGUCCCCAGACGUCCAGGGCGCCAGCCCGAAGCCCGCAGACCGCGAGAGGGCCGGGGAGAAGGGGGCGCCGACCUGGACAAGCUUGUGGUCCGAUAGGAGUGCCUUCAGGAUGCACAAGACGCUCACCGCGGGUGCCAGGGCUCUCUUGGUCGCUCCCAUGGAG